AUGUCCGAUACCCCCAUCCCCAUCACGACGCAACAAGCCCAGUCCGGCAUCUCGCGCGACCUGCGCAACAACAUCUACUCGGCCCUGCUCGCGGGACCCGGCAUCCGCAACAUCGAAGCCACGCUCGACGAGUCGCUGCGCUCGUCGGGCUUCAAGGACGCCCUCCGAGCCUACAUUACCGAGCUCUUCCGCUCGGGCCAGGCCACCACGUGCGAAGAGGCUAGGAACCUCGCUAUGCAGCGUAUCCGCGAGCACACGCGUCAGUUGGACGGCAGCAGCAGUAGUAGUAGCAACAUCAAGCAGUCGCAAUCCGCUACAAACGGUCUAAGCGACGAUCAACUCAACGGCGCUGACGGAGCCACAGACGACGCCCUGGAAUUCGAUCUUAAAAUCCCCAAAACAGCAAUUGAUGCUGGCGCCAAGAGUGUGAUGAAAGAGUUGGAGAAGGUGUGUGAGAUUACGUAUGAGGAUGAUAAGUGA
Molecule: messenger RNA, 480 nt
Organism: Bipolaris oryzae ATCC 44560
Lineage: Eukaryota; Fungi; Ascomycota; Dothideomycetes; Pleosporales; Pleosporaceae
Exons: 1
Coding region: 1-480 (159 amino acids)
Source: RefSeq, a predicted model, not a curated record